Molecule: messenger RNA, 3060 nt
Organism: Daldinia caldariorum
Lineage: Eukaryota; Fungi; Ascomycota; Sordariomycetes; Xylariales; Hypoxylaceae
Product: KAR9-domain-containing protein
Exons: 4
Coding region: 1-3060 (1019 amino acids)
Biological process (GO): establishment of spindle localization; nuclear migration along microtubule; mitotic spindle orientation checkpoint signaling
Cellular component (GO): cell cortex; mating projection tip; spindle pole body
Source: RefSeq, a predicted model, not a curated record
AUGACAGGGCCAUCUGGAGCCGGUCCAGCUGCAGAAGCACCAGUACCAGUAUCAGAUGCUGCUGCAGCGGCGCCAACUUCUUCACCAUCACAAAACUAUCUCCACGAUCAAUACGCUAUAACCCGGCCGCUUUCAUCCUCUCACCAAUCUCCUAGCACACCGACGGCCUCCGCUUUUUCGGACCCAGGAUUUCCUGAUCCUGAACGUCUACAACAAAAUGCCGCCGACCCGCCCCUCGAUCUUUUGACAUUUUCUGACGUCCCGACCGAUCUGCCCAAACAUCAUCAAGCACGUAGACCUUCCCCUGGUUUAGCAGCUCGUCUCAAGGCUUUAGGUUUCGGUAAUCAACAAAGACAGGCAUCGUCUUUGCCCACAUCGCCAUCCCAUGAACACAUUGGCCGCUUACCAGAAGACCAGCUGCGGCUACUUGACCAAAAGCAUCAAAACAGUUCUACCGAGUUCGUCGUCGAGCGACGCGGUCGUCCUUGGAAGGGCGCUGGUACACCUUUCCAAUUGUUAAGGUCUAAAUCUAGCCGCGACUCGUUUCGAAUAAAGAAUACCAACGAGGAAGAAAGACCCGUCUCGCUGCUACUACCAGAGAUAUCCGAGGCGCCGCCAUUGGAAAUGGAUACCAAUAAAUAUCGAUUGCCCGACCACACGAAUGGAAAUGGCACCAAAGCACAAUUAGAUACUCGGCGGGAGCAUAUCAAACGAGACUCACAGGUUCCGAAGUUAGAGUUGGACGACGAAUCCGAAACGCCACCUCCUUUACCCCCCAAAGAUACGCCCCCUACGAGUGCAACUCCUGCCGAUUUCACAUCUGACCUACCUAACUAUUUUAACCCCCUCGGGCUUCAACGGGCAGGAUCCAUAUAUACGAUAUCCCGCGCGUCAUUUGCUAAUCAGCUUGCCCAACUUACCGCACUUCAGCUGCCCGAUGCCGAGUUACUCUCGACGGCGUCGAAGGCCUUGUUGGGCGCCGCCGAGCAGAUACGGAGUUGGAUUUCGAAGGCCUCUGAAGUUAUUGGGGGCCUAGAUAGCGAUGAUGAUGUCGAGUGGGCUGCGGCUGGGGGCCGAGAAGGAUACGAGGAAGUGGAAAAUGCCAUUACGAGAUUCGAGGGACUUAUCAAUGUCUACGUGGGCGCAAUUGAGGAACUCCAAAACAGACCAGAUAUUGCAAGCGUAUCCAGCGAAGACCUACAGAAGGCCGUCACACAGAUGGAAGCUAUUAUGAAUUCAUGGGUGAAGAUUCGGAAAACCCUGAAUGACGUCAAAGGCCAGGUCGAGACGGCGAUGGAGUGGGAGGAGCUGUGGAACAUGGUUCUCGGUGAUAUCCAGAACGAAAUGGACGAGCUAAGUCGACUAAUCUUCGAGAUGGAGGAACGGCGCCACAAGUCCAUGAUGGCCGUUUCAAAUGGGGACGGGAUGGACAUAGGCGAUCUAGAGACCAUUGUCGAGGAAACGCCACCGGCUGUCAUGCGCAAUAAUCGAUUUAGUGUGCCAUCGUUUCCGCUUAGCCCAAGUUCCCCGGGAACUCCCGCACUCACCCAGGAUGACUCUAGCCUACUUGCACUGUUCGCACGGAUGCAGCCGCUGAGAGCGUCGUUGGACUUCUUGCCAAUGCGACUGUCGGUAUUUGAAGCAAGAGCUUCUGCGUCCUUCCCGACAGCCUGCGAAGAACUAGAAAUGAGGAGAGCCGGGCUGGAAGCGAGCUAUAAGAAACUCGAGAAGGACGCCGAAUCCCUUAGAAAGGAGCUCGGUGAAGACAAAUGGGUCCUCGUUUUUCGUAGUGCCGGUAGGCAAGCCCAGAAAAUGAUCGAGUCUGUAGACCGUAGCAUGGCAAAGGUGUACGAGGCGGUGGAUCAAGAUUUACAACACUCUAGUCCCGCGGCGAUGACAAAGAAGAUCGAGAGCUAUGAGGCAAAGAAGGUGCACUACGGACCUGCGAUUGAGCGUGUACUGUCAAUCAUCGACAAGGGAGUUAAGGAUAGACUUACUGUGAACGGCGAAAUUCUUCGGCUGCAUAACGAGUUGGAAUCUAAGUGGGAGGAAGCAAGAGAGUCGAUGACAAAGUUAAGCGUCAUCAUAGAGGAAAUUCAGUCAAACAAGCACAACCAACAGCUACGAGACUCUAUCUCCAGCAUGCUCUCCAACGAUAGAUCAACUACCGCUAGCGGUAAUGAGACCCCGGGAAGUUCGCCGCCAUCAUCGGUUAUCAUGUCCACAGGCCCGGAGUCAAGCACUUCCCUAACACAGCACAAGAGGCGCACUAUAAGUGGUGGGAGUCAUCUGCCUCAACCUGCUUCUGCUCGUAGAAGUAGUUCAAGUUUAGCGCCUCCUUCGCGACGGCCCGCUGGAUCCCGACUUUCUACAUUCCAGCCUAGUACUACUAGCCUGACUACGCCACCUCGAAGCGGUAGUGUUACCCCCCUUAGUCGUUUCUCGAAAUCCAAUUCGAAUGUUGCCGAUAACCGUCCGCGAUGGAAUACAUCCACGAAUACCAACGAUUCUGAUGUUGGGCAUAACUUUAAGCCACUCACCCUUACCAUGCCUAGCCCAUACGCCAAAACAACGCCUAAUCCUGUCCGCUCUUCAUCUUCUCUUGGGCAAUCUUCUGGGGGCUCGAAGCUUCCCCUCCGUAGUCCAUUAUCUAUGGCGGCUUCUUCUUCGCCAGCUCUUGAGGAUACGCUACCAAGGAAGAGCACUUCUCGUCUCUCAUUCCGUGACCGGAUUAAUGCGGCUGCUUCUGCAGGACAGUCCGUUCCAGCGUCGGCAGCCAAGUCCCGGGCUUCGCAGGGAUCGUUUACCUUCGAUAACCGACGAGCUUCUUUCCAGCCGCCGAGGCUAGAUUUCAGUAUGAGUGAUACUCGGCGAUCAGCUAGUUCCUUGUCUAUGAGUAACCGGCGCAUUAGUUUACUCCCUCAACCCAAGUCAAAGAUGGAAGAUUCAAGUGGCCGCCACAGUCCGCAGGCUACCGCGGCGGCUCGUGCUGCUAUGAGCAGGGGUAGCAGCGUAACAGAGUCGAAGCCGAAAGAUAACAAGCCCCGUUGGCACUUCUAA